GUAUGAGUUCAAAGCCAAAAAUAUCAAGAAGAAGAAAGUCGGAAUCACAGUGUCCCUGGACGGAGUCAAAGUAGUGAUGAGAAAGAAACAGAAGAGGAAGGAAUGGACAUGGGAUGAAAGUAAGAUGCUGCUGAUGCACGACCCUGUCUACAGGAUAUUCUACGUUUCACACGACUCACAGGAUCUAAAGAUAUUCAGCUAUAUUGCCCGGGACGGUGCCAGCAACACUUUCAAAUGUAAUGUCUUCAAAUCCAAGAAGAAGAGCCAGGCCAUGCAGAUUGUGCGGACUGUCGGACAGGCUUUUGAAGUGUGCCACAAAAUGAGCCUUCAGCACGCCCAGCAGAACGCAGACGGACAGGCGGAUGGGGCCAGUGACAAGUCUCUGGAAGAGGCCAAACUGGAAGGGCGACAGCUGACAGGAGCAGAAAAUAAAGAUACACAAGAAGCUGAUGGAAAUCUGAAUAGUGCCGCCGCAGAGAAGAGAACCUGUGAACGUGCCGUGUCUGCACCAGACUUGGGCCUUGUCAAAUGUCUGCCAGUGCUAAAAGAACAAAAUGGCCAGGAUAUUGAAAAUUGUUCCGCCUACUCAACACUGUCCCAGAAAUUUCAUACCUCAAGCUGUGCUUCUUCUGUCUCCGUCCUCACCCCUCUGGCUUCACAGCACCGACUGCAGCUUCUACAGCACCAGCUUCUCCAACAGCAGCAACAGACGCAGGUGGCCGUAGCCCAGGUGCAGCUCCUGAAGGACCAGCUUGCAGCAGAAACAGUUGCACGCAUUGAAUCUCAGGCCCGAGUCCGCCAGCUACUACUGACCAAUCGUGACUUGUUACAGCACAUCUCGCUGUUGGUGAAACAACUGAAGGAGCUGGAAAUGAGAUCAGACCUGAAGUUUUCUGGCAAUAAUCACUCAUUACAUAAUUUGGCCAUUGCCCAGUCUCUCUCCCUGAACCUCAAGAACCUAUACAGCCUGGAAAUAAACCUUCCCACCACCUCCACACCUGCCCCAUUGCAAAACAACUCUGCCGCCACAUAUGCCAUGAACAACAUGGGUGGUUCUUACCUCAAUCUUAUCAACCUGGAGAAGGAAAACGACCCCACAAGGGGAACUGAUGAGAAGGAAGUGGUCAGUCGGAAGGUGGAGGGGUCAGAGGUCACUGAGGUUCCUGCAGACCAAACUGAGGAAGACAAGCCUCUUCACUCCAUCCCGAAGCUGAUCCCUCCUCCUCCCCAUCUCCAGGAAGAGAUCCUCCAAAAUCUUAUCAGGUUCAAUAAAUGAAUCUACAGAGAAUGUGACCAUACCAACCAGCCUCAACCUGACCAGUUUCACCACCAUCACUUCAUGUUCUAUAACACCCAUUGAGAUGGAAGAGAUUAGCCCAACAUUUAAAAACUCCUAUUUCCCUGGCUUUGAAAAUAGUGAAUUGCCCCCAAUAAAGGGGAGACCUGUCCACCAGGAAUCCAUCGAAGAGAACAGGACCUUCCACUCCAUCACCAGCAGCUAUGACAACCUGGAAGACACACCAACUAUUGUGCCUGAGACUCCUCCAUGUAAUGGAUUGGUAAAGCCACUGAAUGUGGAGACCACGCUCCCCUUCUCCUCCGCCAAUGACACCUGUCUUCACAUUAGCUUCUCUGAGGAUGAGUUUCCUGACAUGGGUGUGGAUGAUCAUCUAGAAGUUCACAAGCAAUGGCGGCUUAUUGCAAAUGGCAAUUAG
This is a messenger RNA of Staurois parvus, 1715 nucleotides long. Lineage: Eukaryota; Metazoa; Chordata; Amphibia; Anura; Ranidae. The record is from the annotation of a GenBank genome assembly.